AUGCCCCGCUCCAUGCUUGUCCGUCUCCACCACCAUUGGCCACCACCACACACACUGACACACACACACGCCCAUCACCCCUCCCCCGCCAAAUGCGACGACGUUGUUCUCCCCAAGUCCGAUCGAUUGCGGUGGUUGCUGUUGGAAUCCGUGUCUGAUGACAUGGGGGGCAGAUCUGCCGAGAGAUUGAUUCCAUCAUCAUCUCAGAUGCUGUCAUCUGUGAGUAAGCAGCACCAUCAUCAUCACCGACUCGACGUGCUGCUGAUCCGUUGUCCAUCUGGCUCCAUCUUGGACACAUGUCUUCGACUCGAGAUCCACCCAAAAGCCCAUCGUUGCCCUGAACGAACAACCUCAUUACUCAUCGCGGACCCGCUGCAGCAGCGUAGCCCAGCCUAGCACCGAAACAGGCCUUGCUCCCUCCCACUUCGGCCUCCUUUAGAGCGAGGCCACUCGCAACACGAGAUGCAGUUGCCCUCAACAUCUUUCUCUCACAGUAACCCGCUUCCCCUGUUCUGCAGAGCACAGAUUGCUGCGGGCAGCCGUACAGCAGCCAUGCACCGUGGCAUGAUCUUUCGACUUCUCUCCAAAUCAUUGGAGCCAUCGUUACCGCUCGGAUGUCUGUCCGCUUCUGUAGCCUAAGCUUGGUGGGGUGCAAACCCUGGUGUUCCCUGUCCAUCCCCACGUAUCCGCCCGACUUUGUUCGGCUUGUCCCUUCGACCGUCUGAGACGGGUACCAGACCAACCCUUCCUGCGAGACAUCCGAUCCGCCCUCCAUUGGCCCAUGCUUCUCCAACUCCCUCUGCUGAUAUCGCGGGCUACUGUCUUUAGGGCAAUGCGGGGAAAGCUUCCAUCUCGCUAUCCCCCGUGGCGUGACACCGCACC
Periconia digitata is the source of this 882-nucleotide messenger RNA. Lineage: Eukaryota; Fungi; Ascomycota; Dothideomycetes; Pleosporales; Periconiaceae. The record is from the annotation of a GenBank genome assembly.